This is a messenger RNA of Daucus carota subsp. sativus, 1167 nucleotides long. Its product is annotated as vacuolar protein sorting-associated protein 25. The coding region runs from base 175 to 717 and encodes 180 amino acids. The record is from RefSeq and is a predicted model, not a curated record. The transcript has 7 exons. Gene Ontology annotation, molecular function: protein homodimerization activity; structural molecule activity. NCBI's taxonomy places the organism in Eukaryota, Viridiplantae, Streptophyta, Magnoliopsida, Apiales, Apiaceae. Gene Ontology annotation, cellular component: ESCRT II complex. Gene Ontology annotation, biological process: protein transport to vacuole involved in ubiquitin-dependent protein catabolic process via the multivesicular body sorting pathway.
UAUUACACACAUAAUUUGUGAUUAUUUAUUUGCAUCUUUAAUUUUAAAAAAAAUAAAUAAAUAUACCUGCUACCAGACAACUGUAUCAACUUGUCUGCGUUCAAUUCUCUGCUACCAGACUACUUGUCUCGCAUCAAUUUUUCUAGAUUACUUAUAAAGGGAGGAGAAGGAAUCAUGCAGAAACUUGGUGAAUUUAAGCUGCCCCACUUCUUCAAUUAUCCACCAUACUUCACGCUGCAGCCGGUGAGAGACACCCGAGAGAAGCAGAUACAACUUUGGAAGGAGCUGAUACUUGAUUAUUGUAGAACCCAAAAGCUAUUUGUUAUUGAAUUAGAGAAAGACUUCCCAUUGUUCACGAAUCCCACAAUUGAGAGGUCUCUUACUCAUGAAGCAAAGGAUGCAUUCUUGUCAGCAUUGGUUUCAGAUGGACGUGCAGAAUGGAUGGAUAAAAGUCAUCGAAAGUGUCUUAUACUUUGGCAUAGGAUACAAGACUGGGCAGAAUUAGUUUUACGCUAUGUACGGGAAAAUGGAUUAGAGGAUAGUGUGAUGACUGUGGAGGAAAUACGUCUGGGAACUGAAUCGCGUGGUACAGAGUUGCAUGGAAUGGACCGGACUAUUCUUAUGCGAGCUCUCAAGCUAUUGGAACACAAAGGAAAGCUUGCAAUCUUCAAGGGCACUUCCACUGACGAUGAAGGCGUGAAAUUCUCAUUACAGUAAUGAUAUCUAUAAGAGAAAACAAUGUAGAUCACCUGUUGCAGUAACAUGUUCGGAAGCCAGUAUGACAACAAUCUUUUUGUUGUAAAGUGUCUUGUAACAUUUUUCUUUUAAGGGGUUAAAAGUAUAUUGAUAAGUAUUGAGUAUAAUAAUGAAUCAGAUUUCUGAUUUCUACACCAGAACUGUUUUCAGUUGCUGAGAAGUUGGCUCGACGAGUAGAGUGCAAUUGAACAAGUAGAUAGCUGUGAGUUAUCAAAUUCUGUAACCCAAGUCGUGUCUGAUGUACUGAGGAAGACCGGAGCAAAUCUACUUUUGUUGAAGAUUUCAUCUAUCAGCCAACUCUACCUCCCCAUGCUCUCCUUCCAAGACAUAUAAUUCAUGUUUUCAGUUUUUGUGAGAAUGUUAUACAAAUUGUUGUAUAGUAUUAUUGAAUUAAAAUUAUUUUUAUGCAAA